UUGAACGGUCCUUUGUUGUCGGCGUUUGUAGAGCUCAGGAGAGAUAGACUCGUGACGCAAAAAUGUUCCUGAACGAGACGAUGCUGAUAUACGCGUUGACAGCGAACGUGAUAGCUACCCUACCUGAGAAAUCGGGAUCGAAGGCGGUGGACGCUAACUUCGAGAAACAGAACGUGAUCACGACCACUUUAACGCCGGAGGAGGAGGAGAAUCGGUUCGAUUUGCAGGACAAUUGGUACAUGUGGAGAUGCUUCGAACCAUACGGCUGUUUCUACAUCGGACCACCGUGGUCCGGGGAAAGCAGACCAGUGUCCACGUUCCCCGCCAGACCGGACAGCAUAAAUCCCCGAUAUCUAUUCUACACCCGUGAGAACGUGGGAGGGCCGUACGAACUAAAAAUCGACAAAUUCGGAACCUUACGUGAGGCGGCCAUUCGAAAGAAAAACAAUCUCUACCUGAUCGUUCAUGGGUUCCUUGACAACGGCGAUAACACGUGGGUCAUGAGGACUAUGAAGGAGCUACUGGUGCGAGAAGAUUGCAAUGUGGUGAUCGUUAACUGGAUCGGUGGGGCAGGUCCUCCCUACACGCAGGCUGUUGCGAACACGAGGCUCGUCGGUGCGAUGACAGCUCGCAUGGCGUCUCAAUUGGCCAAGAUCGCCGGUGUCGACCCAUCGUUGAUGCAUUGCAUCGGGCACAGCCUCGGUGCGCACACUUGUGGCUACAUUGGGUACUUCAUGAAGCACACGUAUGAGGUUAAUCUCGGAAGAAUUACGGGCCUCGAUCCCGCCGAACCGCAUUUCAGCAACACGUCGACCAUGGUGCGGCUCGAUCCAACGGACGCGACGUUUGUCACGGCCGUCCAUACCGAUUGCAAUCCUUUUAUCAGCGGCGGCCUCGGUAUCACCCAACCCGUCUCGCAUAUCGAUUUCUAUCCGAACGGCGGCCGCAAUCAGCCUGGUUGCAACGAGGGUGUUCUAAAUUCCAUCACCUUGGAAAGUGGGAGCUUCUUCCGCGGAAUCAAGAGAUUCCUCGGCUGCAAUCACAUCCGUAGCUACGAGUACUUCAUAGAGAGCAUCAAUUCAGCCUGUCCAUUCUUGACGGUCCCUUGCUCGUCUUGGGACAAGUUCCAAGAAGGCAGCUGCUUCGAUUGCGUGAACCAAUACUGUCCGAGAUUAGGGUUGGACGCUCAACCAGGAAACUAUCAUGCCUCGGUGUAUUUAAUGACAGGAUCAGGAAAGCCAUUUUGCAAGGGCCAUUACAAGAUGACGAUAAAUAUUUCCAAGACGAACGAGAGUCUAGAUCACGGCGGCGAGGUCGGUACAUUCGCGAUCCGAGUGAUCGGCGAGAACGGGCAGAAAACGGAGAAGAUGCAGCUCAGUAGUCACUCGAAAUAUUACGAGCCAGGCAGCACGCACACCGUAGUCCUAGCUGGUAACAUAGUCGGGAAGCCGGAAGCGGUCGAGAUCUCGUGGGAGUACCAAGCCUCUGUUUUCAAUCCGCUCACGUGGAGGCUUCUCCACACUUCCCGCGUCUACAUAGAUUCAUUGACCGUCGAGAAUUUGGAGUCCUCUCAUGGGAUCACCGUGUGUCCCGACGAAACGAAAACUCUGAUCGCAAACGAGCCUAAGAUGCUUACGACAAAGAACUGCCAGGACGAUGAUGCGAACGUCGUUUCGGUUUAAGGAUAGGAUACUGAACGCCUUUGUUUGGAUCGUUGGUAUUUUUUACUGAAUACACUGCUCAGAGUAAUUCAAGGAUCGGUUAGGUAACUUGACUACUCCCAGGACACUCCAUCCACUACUUUUCUUCUACAUCGAAUCAUCGGUUCGUAUGUUAAAUACAGUAUGUGUAUACGCUGUGUUA
This is a messenger RNA of Dufourea novaeangliae, 1863 nucleotides long. Its product is annotated as pancreatic lipase-related protein 2-like. Gene Ontology annotation, biological process: lipid metabolic process. NCBI's taxonomy places the organism in Eukaryota, Metazoa, Arthropoda, Insecta, Hymenoptera, Halictidae. Bases 63 to 1682 code for a protein of 539 amino acids. The transcript has 7 exons. Gene Ontology annotation, molecular function: triacylglycerol lipase activity. The record is from RefSeq and is a predicted model, not a curated record.